This is a messenger RNA of Anopheles arabiensis, 9498 nucleotides long. RefSeq lists its product as uncharacterized. NCBI's taxonomy places the organism in Eukaryota, Metazoa, Arthropoda, Insecta, Diptera, Culicidae. Gene Ontology annotation, cellular component: nucleus. Gene Ontology annotation, biological process: regulation of transcription by RNA polymerase II. The coding region runs from base 887 to 8677 and encodes 2596 amino acids. The record is from RefSeq and is a predicted model, not a curated record. Gene Ontology annotation, molecular function: RNA polymerase II cis-regulatory region sequence-specific DNA binding; DNA-binding transcription activator activity, RNA polymerase II-specific. The transcript has 5 exons.
UCGUCGAGGCAGCAUGCGGCAACGAUCUGGUGCAUAAACACUGACUUCGUGCAACAUUGCGAUCGUGUACCGUGUGUGUGUGUGUGUUGUGUGAUGUCCUUGGCGAAAGUGUAUCUCGCAAUGUAAGAAAAGAAACCAAAGUGUGUGUGUGUGUCUGUAUGUGUUUUUGUGGGAUAUACAGUGAUCAAAAUCAACUACUUGUGUGUACAGUAAUUUAGACUGGUUAAAAAAAAUCCUCCAACGGAAAUAGCAAAGUAUUGUGUACAGUGUGUUGUGUGUUGCUCAUCUAUAAGCAGUUUUUGGUCGUGUACAGAGGGAAAAAAAAAUACUCGACCUAAUUUAGUGCACAUCUGUGAGUGCCCGAAGUGCUUGUGAUUAUUAGGAGGGUUUUAAAACCCCCUUUUUGCCCGUUUUCGGGCAACCAAACGUUGAAGCUACUCCGCCCGAGACAGCGUCACCUGGUGGCCGGUACGGAAAGCACGGCACCGCUCUGCGCCUGGCGAAGCCGGAGUCGUCCGGUGUGCGGCGGCGGAAUUCAACUUUACGAGUGUCUACCGCAGGCAGUGGGGUGCAAAGUAUUGCGAUCGUUGGAAAGGGCAACCUUCAAUCAAACUGAACACGAAAAACAAACGCCCCCGUAAAGGCGUACAGAUCAAGAGACUAGCAGCGGUUCUUUCCUGAGGUCCUGCUGAAAGUGUAAAUGUGUGCGUGCUUGUUUAUGAGUGUGUGGUGUGAGAUUGAGUUCUGGAAGAAAGUGGCUGAUGUGUGCGGCGUUGCUUAGAUAAGAGGAAGACAUCUUCAACAUUUCUAACAAUCAAAUUGAAAACAUUGCAAAAAAAAAAACUCUGAAGAGUAGUAGUCCCGUUUUGGGAAGCUCACAAUAAUCAUGGACGUUGAAAGUAGUAGCGUGGCGAGUGCUGCCCCCACGACAACUCCCAUCGGACUUGGCACCACUGACGGUGGGUAUCUGUGUGCGGUGGUCAAAGCCGAGCGGCCGGAGGGCACAGAGUCACCGCAAAGCGCCACAGAGCACUGCGCAGCCGAUGGGAUGGCGUUAGCGUCGGCGGAAGUAGUAUCGUCAUCAUCGUCUCCGGCCGACGCGCUCGAGGUCGCCAAACAUUCCGCGGACAGUGGCGAUGAGGAAGUUGUCGGCAACAGCAACAACAGCACGGUGGCGGCACUGCUGACCGAAGGACACAGCCGCUUUCACCAGGCCCGACAGCAGCGCCACAGUAGCAGCAGCAGCAGCGGCGGCGGCGGCGGCAGCGGAAGCAGCAGCAAUCGGCAGCGGGGCGAGCAUCUGCACCAGCUCACCGACGACAUGCUGCGGCGGAAGACGAUGAACAACAACAGCAGCAGCGUGCCGAACAACAACAGCAGCAGCAGCAGCAGCAGCGUGCCGAACAACAACAGCAGCAGCAGCAGCAGCAGCGUGCCGAACAACAACAGCAGCAGCAGCAGCAGCAGCAACCGCGGAGGUGUCGGCAAGCGGUCGCUCGAAUCGACGGCGGAGAUGCUGCUGCAGCAGCAUCGGCGCCAGGCCGCGGCUGGCGGCUCCUCCACGGUUGGCAAGCAGCAGCAGCAGCAGCGGCGCGCCGACGACGAGGACGAGGAAGACGCCGAGCGGACGACGCCGGCAAAGACGACCGAGUACACCUGCCCGAUCUGUAACGCGGUGUCGCACACGCAGCGCGCCUUCACCGAUCAUCUUCGGCUGCACAAUGCCGAGUCCGAGUCGGCGACGACGGCCGUCGCGUCCGCCACCUUCUGCUGCAAGAUCUGCUCGAAGGUGCUGUCGUCGGCGUCCUCGCUCGACCGGCACGUGCUGGUGCACACGGGCGAGCGGCCGUUCAACUGCAAGUACUGCAGCCUCACGUUCACCACCAACGGGAACAUGCACCGGCACAUGCGCACCCACAAGUACCCGUCCGGGCGGGACAGCUUCGAGAGCGAUGCGGGUGGCGUCGGCACCGUCGGCACUGGUGGCGGCGGGUCCUCGUCCGAUGGAAGCGGCGGCGGUGGACACAAAGCUGGGCGUGGACGCGGUGGUCCGCCGGCAGGUCGUCACUAUCGCAAGAAGAAGGAGGAGGAGGAGGUGGACGAGGACGAGGACGCCGACGAGGAGGAGGACUACCGGCAGCCAAAGAAGAGGAAGCGCGCCCUGUUUGAUGCCGGCGAGCAGCAGCAGCAGCAGCAGCAGGACGAGGACGAGGGCGAGUUCGAGGAGGGCGACGAGGAGCUGGUCGGUGGCGGCAAGCGGAAGGCGACGCUGGGAGGCGAUCGGACCGCACAGCAGUAUCGCAAGGUGCGCACCAUCAACAACAACCUGCUCGAGGGCUCGGUGGUGGAGAGCGGCCAGCGCUACUGCUGUCCGGUGUGCGUGCGGAACGAUUUCGCGAGCAUGCUCAGCCUGGAGCAGCACCUCGACCGGGAGCAUCCGACCAUCCCGGCCAAGUGCCGGCACUGCGAGAUCGUGUUCCGCAGCCACAAGGCGCUGAAUGCGCACCGGUGCAGCAACAACAACUACCAGAACAUUACGCCCGGCUUCAAGGAUCUCACGUUCGUCGACUUUUCCAGUGAGAAGUUCCCGCUGAUCGCGAAGAACCUGUGCGAGCAGAGCAUCCGGACGCCGGUGACGAGCCAGAAGUACGAGUGCGGCCGCUGCUACCGGGCCUUCCCGUGCUCCAAGACGCUCUCGAUGCACUCGGCCGACUGCUGCGGAGCGGGCAGUGGAGAGCGCGGUGCCGGCCACGCCGGAGGGCGCCGUCGUAAGCGAGCACCGAGUGAGUCAGACUCGUCCGAUGUAUCCGGCUCGGAUGUGGGCUCGGGCUACGACGGGCGCGGCAAUCAUCGAGCCCUGGACGAGGAGCAGCAGCAGCAGCAGCAGCAGAGGCAUCAACAACACCUUGAGGGGCACCGAGCCGGUCAACAAGGACAGCAGCAACAACAGCAACAGCAGCAACAUCCCGUAGACCUGCGCCGGGAGGACUUCUUCGCCAAUCUGGAUCUGCAGAACCGCUCCAGCACGGUGUCGGAAGCCCCGACGACGCCCUCCUCCCUGGACAAGUCGUUCUCGUCGCCAGUGCCGGCCCUGAAGCAGGAACCGCUCGCUUCGCCGACCGGUGCCGGCGCGACCUCCACCGCCCUGCCCUCCUACUACUCCUCCAACAUGGCACUCUACCACGCGCACCAGCAGCAGCAGCAGCAGCACCAGCAGAUGGUCGACAGCGGCAAGGAUCUGGCCGACAUUCAGUCCAUCCUGAACGUGACCAAGCUGGGCGGAGGCGUCAUUGGCCGCCAGCUGGACGGGGGCAGCCAGACGCCCCUGUCCGGCCUGCUGGACGCGGCCCUGCUCAAGGACGGUGCCGGCAGCGACAGUGGCAUGUACGCCCACUCGACCGGGUCGCGCGACGAGCCGGAGGAGGCGCAGGACGCGUUCACUGCCGAGUUUCGCCGCAUGAAGCUGCGGGGCCAGUUCCCGUGCCGCAUCUGCACCGCCGUCUUCCCGAACCUGCGCGCCCUCAAGGGCCACAACCGGACGCACGUGUCGGCGGCCGGCCCGGGCCCGUACCAGUGCAACAUGUGCCGGUACGUCGUGAGCGACAAGGCGACGCUCGUGCGCCACAUGCGCACGCACAACGGUGACCGGCCGUACGAGUGUGCGAUCUGCAACUACGCCUUCACGACCAAGGCAAACUGCGAGCGGCACCUGCGCAACCGGCACGGCCAGACGACGCGCGAGGACGUGAAGCGCGCCAUCAUCUACCACCCGUCCGAGGAUUCGUCCUGUGACGAUCCGCUCAAGAAGCUGCAGCUGUUCAACACGCCGCCGCUCGACGGUACCUACACGCCGGGGGCGAUGCUUGCGGGCGCUGGCGGCGGUGGUGGUGCCGCCUAUCAGGACGAGCUGGCCGAGGCGCGCAGCAGCACGCCGCUGCCGUCGCAACAGCUCAAGGACAUGCUGAUGCCGCCGCUGCCGCUUAGCUUUGUGCAUCAUCAUCAUCAUCCCCUGCUCGACACCAGCCUGCUGCUGCAGACGCCCCCGAGCGGGGGCGGCGGCAACGGUGCCGGCGGUGCGUUCGGCUCAAGCGUGGCCGCCAAAAUACAGGUGAAAAGCUUGGAAAAGCUGAACCAGCUAACGCCCCCGCAGGACGAGGACGAUGCGCUCGACGAGGACGACGACGAGGGGCAAGAGGAAGAGGAGGAGGAGGAGCAGGAGGAGGAGGAGCACGACGGCGGCGGCGAGCCGUUGGAGCAAAAGCCGACACUGUUGGGCAAGAAGGCGUCGGCAGAGGACGCAGCCGUGCCGUCGCACCGUGCCGGAAAGCAGUCGGCAGUGGAGGCCGCGACCGUGCACCCGCGGCCAAUCGAUCUGAGUAUGGAUGCGCUCGAUCUGAGCAAGAAAUCGACCGUCGCUGGUAACCGCAAGGCCGCCGCCGCCGCCCCGACACUCUCGACCGACGGUGAGGAGGAGGACGAUGACACGAUGGCGGCCCAGCUGCACCAGCUGCGCCACCAGCAGCGCGGCCACAACGGGGUGGAGGGCGAGGCGCGCAAGCAUGCGGCCAGCGGCGGCACCAAAGCUCAGCAGCCGCUGCCGAAGGAGCCGGCCGAGCUGGACGAGGGCAGGGCGGAGCUGCCCAAGCUUUCCAAGGUCAAUCUCGCCCAGCAGCAGCAACAGUUCCAGCUGUUCAACGACACGUUCGCGAAGCUCGAUCCGAUGAACUUCUUCCAGUUCUACCAGCUGUACAACUCGUUGCAGCUGCCCUCCUUCCCGCUGCACGCGUCCCCCUUCCUGCAGAACCACAUGCUGGCGGGGUCGGCGGCCGCGCUUGGCGAGCUGUUGAGCAAGGACUUUGGGCUCGGCGCACUGCCGAACCUUGCCGCAGCGGCGGCUGUCUCGGCAGCUGCCGCUUCGACGGGCGGCAGUGGCGGCGGCGGCGGCGGCGUCGGUCGCCAUCCCCAUCAUCCGCUGCUGGGGAACCCGUUCUACCCACCGCCGCUGACUGAUACGCCCCCGAACAGCGUUACCAAGUCGGGCGACUGUCUCGAGCUGGGGACGGCCGCCACCGUGCCCACGCCGAAGCAGCUGCUAACGCCUUCUUCGCCCUCGCCGCUGGCGACACCGAUCGACGGCGGGAGUGGGUCGUGCGGUGGCAGCACCGGCCUGACCAACAAGCAGCUCACCUCGCUGCAGCAGCAGCAGUCUCGCGGGGCCAGCGGGUCGCCCGUCUCCUCCUCUGCAGCACUGGCGGCGGCGGCCGCUGCGGCCGCUGCUGCCAGCUUUGGCGUCUCGGCCGGUGGCGCUAGCGGUCCCGGUUCGGCCGGCGUCGGUCCAGUGAAGAUGGUGAUCAAAAAUGGCGUCCUGAUACCGAAGCAGAAGCAGCGCCGCUACCGCACCGAGCGGCCGUUUGCGUGCGAGCACUGUUCCGCGCGGUUUACGCUGCGCUCGAACAUGGAGCGGCACAUCAAGCAGCAGCACCCGCAGUUUUGGUCCCAGCGGCAGCGCGGCGGCCAUCUGAUGCGUCGCAGUGCCGGCGGCGGUGGAGGAGGAGGAGCAGGAGGAGGAGGAGGAGCAGGAUCCGGUAGCAACAGUAGUGCGAGCAUGGUGGCGACUGCCAACAGCUCCGUCGGUUCGCUGGUGUCCGCCCUCCAGGGCGCUUUCGGUGGGGCAGGCAUGCACGGUGGCAACGCGGGAGGCGGCGCGGGCGCCAUCUCAGACCAGGUGAAGUACGCCAUCCUGGCCCAGCAGUCGGGCAAGGGGUCGGGUGCUAUGCGCGGUAGCGGUGGCAGCGGCAGUGGGCAGGAUGCGAGCCACCUGAACCCACUGCUGCACAACAUGAUCGUGCAGGGUGCGGCAGGACAGUGGAAUCAGCAGCAGCAGCAGCAGCAGCAGCAGCGUCUGAACCACCAUUACAGUCAGCAGCAGACGCCCGUCAUGUCGGCUGCCCUGGCCGGACGACGCCUGGCUGGUGGAGCGCGCGGCGAAACCGAAGAGGACGACGAGGAGGAAGACGAUCGGGGCCAGGAGCGACCCUACGAGGGGGCCACACCGAUCGUGGGUCAACGGUACCGUCGCCGUCGCCGCCGGCUGCAGUCGCAUCUCGAACAGGACAGCGAGUUUCUGCGCCGCAGCUACGACGAGACGAACGCCUAUCGAAUGGCACUGAAGGAGGAAGAGGAGGAGGAGGAGGACGAUGAGGAGCAGACAGUAAGGCAGGAACAGCGGGAGGCAUUGCUAGAGGAGCAGCAGCAGCAGCAGCACUACGACCAAGAGCACGAUGAAGAGGAAGAGGAGGAUGAGGAGGGUGCAGCACCAGGUGCGCUGGAAGAAGGCGACGAGGAGGACGAGGAGGAAGAUGCGCAGCUCGUGAUUGACGAGGAAGAGCGGGACGAGUGUGGGGAGAAGAAGAUGGCGAAGAUGCAGAUGCAGGAUGUGCCGCCCACGCCGGCCACCUCGGAGCAAGAGCUCGGACCGACCGGCGGUAGCGUUGGUCACGAGCAGCAGCAGCACGGCAGCACCUUGAACCGCAUCCUGAAGCAGAAGCUGGAAGAGCAUCGCUCAAUCGGGGACGCUGGGGAGGCUAAUAAGGGGCAGGAACAGAAGCCGACAGUGCCGCAGCAGCUCGCAGGCAAGCCGUCGAAGCAGCAGCAUCAAUCGUCGGCGGCUACCGGUUCGGCCACCGGGUCCCGCAAGGCAUCGUGUGGCAGUACCGGCAGCGUGACCAAUGCCGACGAAGCUGGCAGCGCGAGCAGCGACCUGGUGCCCGUGUCGAAGCUGCUCGACAACGCAACGAACCCCGCGCUGGAAAGCUACUUCAGCCGACCCGAGGUGCAGGUGCCACUGUCGCAGGAUCACAGCGAUGAGGAGGGCCUGGUGGCGUCCGGGUCCGCGUCCGAGAGCAACAACUCCGGCACGGACGACCCGAACCCGUCGGCGGUGGCCCUCGCGCACCAGGAGCAGAAGAAGAAGUCGGCCUACAGCCUGGCGCCGAACCGGGUCAGCUGCCCGUACUGCCAGCGCAUGUUCCCGUGGUCGAGCUCGCUGCGCCGGCACAUCCUCACGCACACCGGCCAGAAGCCAUUCAAGUGCUCCCAGUGCACGCUGCUCUUCACGACCAAGUCGAACUGCGACCGGCAUCUGCUGCGCAAACACGGUGACGUCGAGUCGGCCGUCUCCAUACCGGUGCCGAUCGACGAUCUGCUCGAUCCGAAACCGGAACCGAUCCCGGUGGCGGUGGCCGAAGCGAUGUGCAAGAUGAUCACCGGCAAGGGCAGCCGGUCCGGUGCUUCUUCUUCGUCGGCCAGGACAGAGUCACAGCAGCAGCAGCAGCAGCAGCAGCAGCAGCAGCAGCAACAACAUCAGGCACUUCCGGUGGGCUCCGCAGACGAAGACGACGAACCGCAGGCUGACGCUUCCAACGAGGAGGCAAAAAACGAGCCAAAAAACGAAGGCAGUGGAAGGCGGGGCAGCAGCGUGGUGUCGGGCGAUGCUGAGCUACCGCCAAAGUUUGCGGGCGACAAAAAGAAUGGCAGUGAGGGAGGGCAGCAGCAGGUGGCGGCGCACCGGGAAUCCGAGCAGCUGAAGGAAAAUGGCGACGGCGAAGCGGAACCUGCCCGCUACCAACACCAGCCGGACCAGGAAGACGAGUCCGACGGUGCCGCCCGGGAUACGGCGAUGGAGGAGGAAGACGAGGGCAAGGAGGAUGGCCGGUUAUCGGCGGCGGGAGGCUUCUCCGAUCUGCCGUACAAGUGCCACCUGUGCGAUGUGUCCACCGCCGAGCGUGUGUCCUGUCUGGAGCACAUCAAGCAGGCGCACCCGCAGGAGUUCACCACGCUGAUGGCGAAGGUGUCGCUGGAGACUGCGUCCGCGUCGGCGACCGAGAGCGAGGCGCACACCGGCUCCCCGGACGACGACGAGAGUGGCACCAACAACAACAAUAACAACAACAACAACAAUAAUAACAACAACAACAACGGUGGCAAGUAUCUCGACUAUGCCAAUCGGAAGGUUAUCUGCGCAUUCUGUGUGCGUCGCUUCUGGUCGGCGGAAGACCUGAGACGGCAUAUGCGGACGCACUCCGGCGAGCGCCCGUUUCAGUGCGACGUCUGCGACCGGCGCUUCACCCUCAAGCACAGCAUGCUGCGCCACCGGAAGAAGCACUCGACCGGAGGCGGCGGCGGCGGCGGCAGUAAUGGAAAUGCCUCCCCCGCCUCCUCCUCCUCGUGUUCGUCCGGGCGGCGUCCUAGUGCGGCGGGCCGUCGCACCAACAGCCACCAGCAGCCGGACGUCCUCAGAGGGCAGUCGAACGGGCACGACGAUCCGAACAACAGCGGCACCGAUCUUACCGACGACGAGUAUGAAGACGCGGAGUGCUCCAGUCCACCAAUGUCUAACCACAGCCACCACCACCAGCAGCAGCAGCAGCCGUACGACUAUAACCACCAUCUCCACGAUACCGCUGCGGAGAUCCACACGGCGUCAGCAGCAGCAGCAGCAGCAGCAGCAUCGGCCCCCAUUAUUGGAGGCAAGCGCUACCAUUCUCACUUCCAGCAGCCGCAGCAGCACUCGGAGCUGAUCGGCAACCUGCUCGGCAUCAGCGACCAGGGCAUCCUGAGCCGGGUGCUGCUGUCGUCCGCGUCCGAAGCUGCCAAGCUGCUCGGUGUGGACAAGUGAGACGCGGCUUGCUUGUUUGUUUGUUUGUUUUUGCUUUCUUUGUGUACAUUACAUUCCUUAUCGUUAAGCUUAGCAUGUAAGACACACACGGCGAAAGAAGAGGGCACAGUUUUAGCUACUACUUUUUAACACAAACGCAAAACACUCGAUACAUCGAAAAUGACUCAAGCGUAGCGUGCGCCAACUUUGAAGAGAGAGAAAAAAACCGUUGUAGCGGUGCCUAGAAGUGCGCAAAGUAUUGUAUAAAUAUGUUUCUUUUUAACCAUGGCAUCUCCCGGGGCCACAGAUAGCGAGCACAUUAGUUGAAGUGUACUAGUUAUUAGAUGGAAUAGAUUUUUUUGUUUUAUUAUUAUUAAAAUUAAUUGUGGUUAGAUAAUCGGAAAAUGCACGCGCGUAGCAUGCGGCAUUCCCCUCCCCAAAAGCAUAAUCAAAACUAAAAUAUUACUUAAUAUAUUUAUACUCCUAUAUUCUAACUUACAACAUAUUGCACAGCUAAAUAUUAUUACGCCUUGGGUUCCAUUAGAGCACGUUUCUCGUAUUAGGCGGAGUGCAUGAAAGAUCAAAUAACCCAAAAGCGAGAAAAGGCACACUGAUAGCAACAUGCGUUGCUUUAAACGGUUUAAUUUUGAUAGCGCGUGCGGCUGUGUGUGAGCAAGCGUGCUAUUUCCCUGCCCAAACUAAUUAUAACUUUUUGUUGCUUGAUUUUAAUUACCCUAGUAAUAGUUGAGCCGGUCUGGUGGUACAGUCGUCAACUCGAACGACUUAACAACACGCCCGUCAUGGGUUCAAGCCCCGAAUAGACCGUGCUCCCAUACGUAGGA